Cucumis sativus (cucumber) is the source of this 516-nucleotide messenger RNA. RefSeq names its product probable calcium-binding protein CML11. Lineage: Eukaryota; Viridiplantae; Streptophyta; Magnoliopsida; Cucurbitales; Cucurbitaceae. The coding region runs from base 1 to 516 and encodes 171 amino acids. Gene Ontology annotation, molecular function: calcium ion binding. The record is from RefSeq and is a predicted model, not a curated record. The transcript has a single exon.
AUGUCUGUCUCUCAUCUUCAAGCUUGGGCUAAGAAUGAAGCAAAUGAGUUGAUAAAGAAGUAUGAUAGAAAUGGUGAUGGUGUUCUCACUAAAGAAGAGCUACAAUCUUUCCUUCGUGAUGCUCGUGGUUCAACUCAACUCAAUAAUAUAAGGAAUGUAUCGUCUAGCACAGUCCCAAAAACUAACGAAAAUCUUGCACAGAAGGUUAGCUCAAAUACUUGCAUAACACCAAAAAAGCAGUUGUUGGAUAAAGCUCAAGGUUCGUCGAAACAAUCUAAUGUACCUUUGAGUCGAGAGCAGAUAAAAGAGAUUUUUAAAUAUCAUGACAGCAACAAAGAUGGUUUUCUCAGCAUACGGGAGUUAACAAAAGCUUUCAGCUCUAUGGGAUCAAUUGUCCCAUUUUGCAAAGCUCGAUAUGCUAUGGCUUAUGCUGAUGUCGAUGAAGACGGUCUUGUCAGUGAGGCCGAGCUUGACAAACUCAUUGAUUAUGCCCAUAAAAUCAUCAAGAAGAAAUGA